Anoplopoma fimbria (sablefish) is the source of this 3297-nucleotide messenger RNA. It is a transcript of the gene prkcq, whose product is annotated as protein kinase C, theta. Lineage: Eukaryota; Metazoa; Chordata; Actinopteri; Perciformes; Anoplopomatidae. Gene Ontology annotation, molecular function: diacylglycerol-dependent serine/threonine kinase activity; ATP binding. The transcript has 18 exons. The record is from RefSeq and is a predicted model, not a curated record. Gene Ontology annotation, biological process: peptidyl-serine phosphorylation; intracellular signal transduction. Bases 244 to 2409 code for a protein of 721 amino acids.
GGAGAGCUUCUACACUAAAACUUAUUUUACAGGUUGUUUGAAUCGUCAAGGGCGGAAAACACCAAAGUCUCCUCCUCCUCCUCCUCCUCCUCCUCCUCCUCCCCGCCCAACUCUUCUCUCCUCUGGAGGAAAGAAACUGGCAGUCGAGGUGUGCUGAAGUGGAGGAUAGUUGGCUAACGGCCUCUUUGCGGAGGUUUCCUGGAGGUUUUUUUGGGAGAUAUUUGAGGUCAGAAACCUGCAGCCAUGUCUCCUUUCCUGAGGAUCGGGUUCUCCAACUUUGAGAUGGAUCCCGGUCUGGCCUACCACGAAGAGGUGCUGAACGCAUACUGUGCUGUUUACAUGAAGGAGGCCAUCGACACAGAAAAGGGCCAAGUGCACAAGCAGAAGAAGCCGACCAUGUACCCGCCGUGGAACACCACGUUCGAUGCCCACAUCCACCGCGGACGCAUCAUGCACGUGAUGGUGAAGGACAGGACGGCCGAGCUGAAGUCUGAGGCCACGGUGGCUCUGGACUCGCUGGCGACGCGAUGCAAGAAGGAGAACGGCAAGCUGGAGAUCUGGCUGGAGCUGAAGCCACAGGGACGCCUGCUGAUGGAGGCCAAAUACUAUCUGGAGAAAAGUGACGCUGCGGGUCAGACCGAAGGAGACCAAGAGUCUGAGCCAGAGAGAGAGGGUCUGUUCGCCCUCCAUCAGCGGCGAGGUGCCAUCAAACAGGCCAAAAUCCACGUUGUCAAAUGUCACGAGUUCAGCGCCACGUUCUUCCCUCAACCGACCUUCUGCUCCGUCUGCAAAGAGUUCGUCUGGGGUCUAAACAAGCAGGGUUACCAGUGCAGAGAGUGCAACGCAGCGAUUCACAAGAAAUGCAUAGACAAAAUAAUCGCUAAAUGCACGGGUUCAGCCAUCAACAGCAAAGAAACGAUGAUCCACAAGGAGCGCUUCAAGAUCGACAUGCCUCACAGGUUCAAAGUCUACAACUACAAGAGUCCCACUUUCUGCGAACACUGCGGGACGCUGCUGUGGGGGCUCGCCAAGCAGGGGCUCAAAUGUGAGGAAUGCUGCAUGAACGUCCAUCAUAAAUGCCAGAAGAAAGUGGCCAACCUGUGUGGGGUCAACCAAAAACUGAUGGCUGAAGCUCUGGCCAUCAUCGAGAGUAAACAGCAGGCCAGAAGCACCAGAGACACGGACACUGAAAUCAUCAGUCGAGAAGGUCCAGUAGGCAUCAGCCAGCCGGGGGUGGUCCGAGCUCCGUCCGGGUUAGUAACGGCUGCAACAUCCACAGCUACACCUGCGAACAAAGAGGUGCAGGGUAUUUCAUGGGACGGGCCUACUGAUGGCAGGUCGAUCACUGAGGCGCUGACGGAAGAGGAGCCUCUGUACGCCGUCCCCAAAAAGGAACACCAUCCAAAAUUCAACGUCGAUGACUUCAUCCUGCACAAGAUGCUCGGGAAAGGCAGCUUCGGCAAGGUGUUUUUAGCCGAGCUGAAGAAAAGCGGGCAGUUCUACGCGGUGAAGGCUCUGAAAAAGGACGUGGUGCUGAUGGACGACGACGUAGAAUGCACCAUGGUGGAGCGGAGGGUCCUCUCUUUAGCCUGGGAGAACCCUUUCCUCACGCACCUUCACUGCACCUUCCAGACCAAGGAGAACCUGUUCUUCGUGAUGGAGUAUCUGAAUGGAGGGGAUCUCAUGUUCCACAUCCAGUGCUGCCACAAGUUUGACCUGCACAGAACCACCUUCUACGCAGCUGAAAUCAUCUGUGGACUCCAGUUCCUGCACUCUAAAGGAAUCAUUUACAGGGAUCUGAAGCUGGAUAACGUGCUGCUGGACUCUGAGGGUCACAUAAAGAUAGCAGACUUUGGCAUGUGUAAGGAGAGCAUGCAGGAAGAGUCUCGGACCUCCACAUUCUGUGGGACACCGGACUACAUUGCUCCCGAGAUCUUGCUGGGUCAGAAGUACAACAGCUCCGUGGACUGGUGGUCGUUUGGGGUGCUGCUGUACGAGAUGCUGAUCGGUCAGUCUCCGUUCCACGGCCGCGAUGAAGAGGAGCUGUUUCAGUCCAUACGAACCGACAACCCCGUUUACCCCCGCUGGCUCACCAAAGACGCCAAGGACAUCCUGAUCAAGUUGUUUGUGAGGGAGCCUGAGGAGCGACUGGGAGUGAAGGGAAACAUCCGACAGCACAAUUUCUUCAGCUGCACCGACUGGACGGCCCUGGAACAACGGAAGGUGGAGCCGCCCUUUAGGCCAACUAUAACGUCGCCCAGUGACUGCAGUAACUUUGACAAAGAGUUCAUCAACGAGAAGCCUCGGCUGUCGUGCGCCGACCGGACGCUCAUCAACAGCGUCGACCAGACCAUGUUCAGAAACUUCUCCUGCGUUAACCCGGGGAUGGCUCGCAUGGCAGCGCGCUGACCGCCGGAUCAACAACCUACUACCUAACAAACAAGCGGCUCAAGUCGCAACCAGCACUUACUGUAACUGAAACAAACUGCAGAGACUUUUGACAGUGAAUGUCACAAAACUCAACUGUAUCCAUAAACAUGAUGAUAACCACUAAAGGGGGUGUCCUGGGUAAACAACACACAUAAAGCAACUGUGAUCAUUUUCACUCGUCUUAACCGUCUCUCUCUUUCAAUUUUUUUAUUUAAAUGAAACUAAAAUAUUCACAAAAAUAUUUAAAAAACGGACAAACAAAACAAAUUCUGAGCUAAAACAAAGAGGCAAAGAAAAAAACAAAAUAAACAAACUAACAGUUUAACUAAAGUCCGUUAUUAGGCCUCACUUUAAAUUCUUAAAAUACAUACUGGCAUAGAAUUAAUUAACUAUAGAAUUAUAGUAUUCAACCCCCUGAACUUGCCUUUGUGCUUAUCAGGGUGUGUUUAUCAAUAGAAAAUAAACUUUCGGUGCCUCAUUAAACUUUAUUUGGAUAAUUUCUUCAAGUAAAACAAACUGAGAAAUUUGAUUACACACAAUUAAAUAAAAUGUUAAUAUUUUGCUUCCUGUCCUAUUCCAUAGCUUAAACAGUUAAACAGUCCUUUACCUCCCUGUUGUGUAAAUAAAUGUAGUCUAAUUAUGUCGUUAUACUGUACUGUCAGUUAUAUGUUAGCAGGUUUUUGUUAACGUGUCUUAAUGUACCUCAGGAGUUUUAUUAAUGCUGUAAUGUAGAUCAGGUACUAUGAUCGGCUGUAUACUGUAGUUUUAAUCCUUCUCUUCUCUAUUGGGAAUCAUGUACAGUAAAAUGUGUGUUUUUUUUAGACUGCUGUCUGUUUUGUUUCUGAUUAAAACAAAACUUUUGGUUCA